Messenger RNA from Paramuricea clavata, 780 nucleotides. The record is from the annotation of a GenBank genome assembly. Lineage: Eukaryota; Metazoa; Cnidaria; Anthozoa; Malacalcyonacea; Plexauridae.
AUGGAUCUUUAUUCUAUGAUGGCGUCUUUCACGUUUUCAUCGGUCUUCAUCACUGGCAGCAAUCGAGGUCUUGGUCUGAAUAUGAUCAAACAUAUUUUAAAUUCAUCUACUGUUCCAAAACAUAUCAUUGCAACAUGUAGAUCAUUGAAAGCAGACAACGCACAAGAGUUACAGAAAUUAGCUGAGACGAAUUCCAAUAUACAUGUGCUGGAAUUUGAUAUGGCUGAUGUUUCUGGACCUCGUUUGCCCGAACCGGUGAAACAAGUAUUAGAUAUUGUUCAGGAGGCUGGUUUAAAUCUGCUCAUAAAUAAUGCCGGGAUGAAUUUAAAGGAGACUUUUGAUGAAGUAAGUCCUGACAUAAUGCGGCGUACUUUUGAUGUGAAUACUAUUGCUCCAUGUAUGAUAACCAAGGCUUUCCGACCUUUGUUGAAACGCGCAGCCGAAAUGAAGCAACCGGGUGAGCAACCAGAGGCAGCAGUUGUCAAUAUUUCAUCAGAUUUGGGCUCAAUAGAUAAUAUCACUAAUGCAUACAUGUUGGCAUACAAAGUUUCAAAAGCUGCAUUGAAUAUGGUUACGAAAGCUGUAAGUGGUGAAUUUGCUGAUGAUGGUAUUACAGUUGUUUCAGUACAUCCAGGCUGGGUGAAAACUGAUAUGGGAGGCUCCAAUGCAUCACUCACUAUUGACGAGUCAGUUUCUAGUGUUGUGAAGGUCAUCUCAUCAUUACAAAAGUCACAAACUGGCAGCUUCUUCAGCUAUGAUGGAACUAUCUUGCCAUGGUGA